Molecule: messenger RNA, 919 nt
Organism: Darwinula stevensoni
Lineage: Eukaryota; Metazoa; Arthropoda; Ostracoda; Podocopida; Darwinulidae
Source: the annotation of a GenBank genome assembly
GGAAUCAAAUCGCGACAAUUCCUGAGAAGUGAUCCAAAGUUCUGGCAACCAUGAUUUGUAUCAUGGCGUCCUACAGGAAAGGCCAGGACGUAACUGUAUGAAUGCAUUAAUGUUCCACCUAACUAGUCGCAAUUGUGUUCGCCUGCGAUCGAAGUGAAUGCCAGUGUUAAGCCAGUCCCACAUCGAAGCGAUGCCCAAUGGGUCACAUGUUUUCUAAGAAGAAAGUGACUCGGGUCACUGAUCAAGACCGGGCAGUUCUGCAGCUUAAAAAGCAACGAGAUCAACUUCGCAGUUAUCAGAGGAGGAUUCAGUCGGUGAUGGAGAAAGAUCGGAACAUCGCUCGGAGGCUGUUGCAGGAAGGCAACCGUGAACGAGCCAAGUUACUCUUAAAAAAGAAACGGCAUCAGGAAACUCUCUUAAUAAGGACUGAAGGACUCUUGGAAAACUUGGAACUGAUGGUACAUGAUGUGGAGUUUGCCCAGAUUAAUCUUCAGGUAAUGGAAGGCCUGCAGCAGGGCAAUGAGGCCUUGAAGCAAAUGAACAGCAUGCUCAGCAUGGAAGAUGUGGAAAGAAUCCUAGAGGAAACACAGGAAGGUGUUGAGAAGCAGAGAGAACUUGAUGCUCUCCUCCUUGGAUUCUCCUUGACGGGUGAAGAAGAGGAAGAUGUGAACCGAGAAUUAGAUGAACUGGUCGGUUUGGAGCUGCCUGAAGUGCCCUCAGAACCCCUGCCUGAGAGAUAUCCCCCCACAAAAGUCAAAGGAGAUAGAGGGAGAGUGGCUCUCACUGCUUCCUGAAACUCAAGCCAACAUGCUUUGAAAUUUUUAUAUUUAUCAUAACUGGGACAUGUGAUAGAUAUAUGGGGUUUUGUCCGUCCUCAUAUUGAUUGAUAAAUAUUAUCUGUCUCCCAUCAUAGCAGCUC